AUGCCAAAUUUUUUUUGUUUUUUAAUAAAUUAAUUAAAAAAACAAUUUAAUUUUAAUUAUCAGGAUAAUUAUUCUGUUUUUACAAAUAAUUCAAAUCUUUAAUUACUUUUUUAUAUAAAAGCAAUGAAUGCAAUCAUUUAUGAAAAGAAAUCAAAUAAUAUCUAAAAACCUUAAAAAUCAAAUUAAAUUCAUAUUUCUUCAUUUUAAUAUAAAAAUUUAUUCAUUUAAAUACGAAUUAAUAUAACUUUGAGCUCACUAAAAUUCGUAGAUAUUUAAAAAAUAAUUUUCUUUUCUUUUAUAUUUUAUGAAAAAUAAUAUUAAUAUGUUUUUGUUGAUAAAUUUAAAUUUAUUGAAUUUGGGUUAAUAAAUUUUAUUUUAUUUGUUUUAUUAAAUGCAAAAAGUCUAAUUAGUUUUAUAUGUUUAAAAGAGAUUAUUUCUUUAACUUAAUUUUAUAACAAAAUUAAUAAUCUCUUUUAAAAUUAACAUUUUAUCAAAUGCAAAAUCAAAAAAACAGAUGUAGCGCUUUAAAUUUUAUUUUUUUAUAAUAUUUUAUUAACCUAGUUUAGCUUGAUGAAAAAUAUAACGGGGAUGAGUAAAAAUUUAAAAAUAAGUUGA
Molecule: messenger RNA, 615 nt
Organism: Tetrahymena thermophila SB210
Lineage: Eukaryota; Ciliophora; Oligohymenophorea; Hymenostomatida; Tetrahymenidae
Product: transmembrane protein, putative
Exons: 1
Source: RefSeq, a predicted model, not a curated record